Messenger RNA from Micromonas commoda, 1965 nucleotides. RefSeq lists its product with no specific name. Gene Ontology annotation, cellular component: cytoplasm. The record is from RefSeq and is a predicted model, not a curated record. NCBI's taxonomy places the organism in Eukaryota, Viridiplantae, Chlorophyta, Mamiellophyceae, Mamiellales, Mamiellaceae. The transcript has a single exon. Bases 1 to 1965 code for a protein of 654 amino acids. Gene Ontology annotation, molecular function: phosphatase activity.
AUGAGGGGAUUUCACAAGAGCCUCAAGGCUUCGCAGGAGAAGAUGGGCGCCGCACUGAACGCCGCGGCGGCGUCCGCCAGCGACAGCAUCAACAGCCAGCUCCCGCCGGGGUACAGGCUGCGCGGGGCGUCCGUCGCCAACGCCUCGUCGCACGAGUUCAAGUACGGCGACCGCGUUCCCACGUAUCGCGGCCCGGGCCAGGUGCCGGAACCCGCCCACCUGAGGCGAGGCGACGACGGCGUCGCCGAGCCCGAGACGCACCUCCUCAUCGGCGUCGAGCACGCGGACGGGCUCUGCCACAGGUCCGCCUUCGUCGCCAUCCGCGUGGUGUCGCAGUUUGGCGAUCUCAAGGGCGUCCGAGCGCACACCCUGUCCGCGUCGGCGGGCGACGGAGGCGAGAAGGUCGGAUCGCGGAUCACGUGGCGCGCGACGCGCGACCUGCGAUGCGCGCCAAGACCCGGGGACGUUUUAGUCCUCGAGGUUUACGCCGGUUGGGACGUCACCGAGCGGUCCAACGCGUGGGAACGAUGCGUGGCUCGAGCGCAGUGCUCGCUCAGCGCCGUCGCGGAGGACGGAUCGACGCAACUGACGCUGCACAGGCGUUUGGAGCGCGGCCGAGGCACCGGCGGAUUGAACGGCGGCGUCGCGGGAGUCAUCACCCUGCGCAGGGUGCCGCACACCGACGCGGGGGUCGCGGACGCUUUGUCGGGGGUGGACCUCGGGGUCCCCUUGCCGACGCGCAAAAAACGAUUGUUCCUCGUGCGACACGGCGAGAGCGCGUGGAACGAAGCCACGCGGAACACGAACCUGAUGAAGAUGAUGAAGUUCGACCACCCGCUGAACGCGGCGGGGGUUGCGCAGUGCCAGAGGCUGGCCGCGAACGGCGCGCACGCCAUCGAGCUGGCCACGGCGGCGGCGGGUGGUCGCGUGGCGGGCGAAGUUUGGAGCGGCCGGGGGAGGGAGGGCCGAUCGAGAGGAGCCACCGGCGCCGAGGUCGCCUUCGCGUCCGCCUCUUCGCAGAUUCGCGACGUCGACGGCUCCGACGUUAACGCCCUGCUGGCCCGGAACAUGAACCUCGGCGACGCGCGCGUCGGGCUGGGACCGCGCGGAGUUAACGUCGACUGGAGCGUCUUGCGAUCGGAGGAGGCGUUCAUGGCUGCGGCGCGGGGAACCGCAGACGGCGGCGGCGGGGCGUUCAUCGCGGGCGACGCACCCGUCGGCGGCGUCGUGUUGACGUCCGCGGCGGGCGACGGGGGCCGGUACUCCGCGGGGGUUGCCACGGCGUACGUCGGAACGUCCAACUUCGGCACGUGCGAAGAUGCGGAUUAUCCGGAGUGGAUCGCUUCGUACGCGAGGUGUAAAAAGUGUUUCGUCUCGCCGCUCACGCGCGCGGUGCAGACGGCGGCGUUCGUGGUGCAGCAGCUGCCGACGCGGGACUUCGCCGGGACGACGCUGUUGCGGUCGUGCCGCGAGGUGAAGGGGACGAUGGGGAGCAUGGACUGCGUGGGAAUCUCAUCCGGGACGGCGAUUGUGGAGCGAUGCGCGCAAAAGCUCAAGGAGCUCGUGGGUUCGAUACCCGGCGGUGUCGCCGACGUCGUGAUGGCGUCCAUCGAACGCAGGAUGGAUCACAACGACGCGGUCGGGCAGUGGUGGACGGGACGGGAGGACAUCGACAGCAAGGAGGAGAUCGACGAGCGAAUGACGGAUUUUUUCGACUCGAUGCGUUUCGACCCGAGCGACGUGUGCGUAGUGGUGACGCACUCGCUGUUCAUACGGGAGAUGCUUGGACGUUUCGUGAGUCCCGCGUUCGAGGCGGCGGCGCCGGUGUUGGCGCGGCGGAUGCGCGAGCACAAGCUCGAAAACUGCGGUUGCCUCGGGAUCGACGUCGUGUUCGACGACGCGGGGACGCCGGCGGUGGUGGACGCCAAGCUGAUGUUCGGGAGCGACUUCGUCGGGGGCAAAUAA